AUGCAGCUCCGGAGCGGACGCACAAAACGCAACCAAAGCCGUGGUCACUGGAAUGAUCUGCCCGUCGAGAUACGGCUUAUGAUUCUGGAGUGGUUAUCCACCGGCCACGACUCGAUCCCACACCCACUCGCCUCUUAUGCGACGACAAGUGAAGAGUGGCGUGUCUUCUUUGAGCAGAAGACGUUUCGGCGGCUUCGGGUGCUGCCCACCUGCCUGGACGAAUUCGAUCGCAUAGUCACGGGCCGGCGACGGCCAUACGUUCGGCACAUCUGGUUCAGGAUCGAGCUGAAAUCACGCGGUCACGGGCAAUCAUCCAAGUUCCUCAGCGAGGUGAACAAGAUGACCCUCACAGCUGGGUUACUCCAUCUCUUCGAAAUCCUCGCGGAUUGGUUGGAAGGAGAAUCGAACCAGAAAGGCCUCGCCCUGGAACUGAGCGCGUUCUCAUCCAUCGAUCCGGAUCACUCCAUGAAGGAUGCCGUGCCGCGAGAUAUCGAAGACCUCGACGUCUGGACCGACAGCGACAGAUCAAGCGCCAUCUACGAAGGCCUACUGACCUGCCGGAGGUCCGAGUUAUCACUGAGCUCUGUGUUCGCCGCCAGACUUAUCACCCCUUGUUUAUGGCUUCACUUAGAGACAUUGCCGAAAAGCUACCUCGUCUUCGACAUCUGA
Molecule: messenger RNA, 669 nt
Organism: Phialemonium atrogriseum
Lineage: Eukaryota; Fungi; Ascomycota; Sordariomycetes; Cephalothecales; Cephalothecaceae
Exons: 2
Coding region: 1-669 (222 amino acids)
Molecular function (GO): protein binding
Source: RefSeq, a predicted model, not a curated record